Molecule: messenger RNA, 912 nt
Organism: Amblyraja radiata (thorny skate)
Lineage: Eukaryota; Metazoa; Chordata; Chondrichthyes; Rajiformes; Rajidae
Gene: rps6
Product: ribosomal protein S6
Exons: 6
Coding region: 117-866 (249 amino acids)
Biological process (GO): translation
Cellular component (GO): ribosome
Molecular function (GO): structural constituent of ribosome
Source: RefSeq, a predicted model, not a curated record
GCUGGCGGUUGGGGGACGGAGAUCUCGCGAGAGCUGGCGGAAUGUGACCGCGCGGGCCCGAGGCGCCACCUCUUUCGUGACGCGGCCGCGGACGUGGUGUCGGUCGCUGCUCCGGCAUGAAGUUAAACAUCUCUUUCCCGGCCACGGGCUGCCAGAAACUGAUUGAGGUGGACGAUGAACGUAAACUGCGCACCUUUUACGAGAAGCGUAUGGCGACUGAGGUUGCCGCUGACUGCUUGGGGGACGAAUGGAAGGGGUAUGUUGUGCGGAUCAGUGGUGGCAAUGACAAGCAGGGCUUCCCCAUGAAACAGGGUAUCUUGACUAAUGGCCGUGUUCGUCUGCUGCUCAGCAAGGGUCAUUCCUGCUAUCGCCCAAGGAGGACUGGUGAACGUAAACGCAAGUCUGUCCGUGGGUGCAUCGUUGAUGCCAAUCUCAGUGUCCUGAAUCUGGUUAUUAUUAAAAAAGGCGAGAAGGAUAUCCCUGGGUUAACAGACAAUACAGUUCCCCGCCGUCUUGGGCCUAAAAGAGCUAGCAAAAUUCGCAAGCUGUUCAAUCUGUCCAAGGAGGAUGAUGUGCGCCAGUAUGUUGUGAGAAGACCCCUAACCAAGGAAGGUAAAAAGCCCAGAACCAAAGCUCCCAAGAUUCAGCGCUUGGUAACUCCCAGGGUUCUGCAGCACAAACGUAGACGCAUUGCCCUGAAGAAACAUCGUACCCAGAAAAACAAGGAGGCUGCAGCAGAUUAUGCCAAACUUCUGGCCAAGAGGAUGAAGGAAGCUAAAGAGAAACGCCAGGAGCAAAUUGCAAAGAGGCGACGUCUUUCUUCACUGAGGGCCUCAACGUCUAAAUCUGAAUCUAGUCAAAAGUAACAUUUAUUUGUUUGCUUAAACAAAUUAAAGUUUUUGUUGAAACCUC